GGUUCACGAAAGUCGAAAAUUUGACCGAAAAUUUGAAUUUAAAGUAUCAAGAUUCACACAAAAUUGGUAGCUGAAGUGAGUCUGAGAAGGAGCAUCAAUGGACGAGCCGAAACUCGUGAGCAGGAAGAGACCUCUUCCGCAUUCUCCCUAUCACAAGAUGCGUCAAAUUCUCCAAGACCUUCGCCCCCAUUUCAUCCACGUGCUUAAGACUCCUGACUUUCGAAAUUGCCAAGCAGCUGAUGAAAUCCGUCAAGGGAUGAAGCUUCUGAUGGAACUAUACCAAGAGACGACAGAAAAGGCCGUUAAGCUGGAAAAAUGCAGCAACAGUGACAAUGCCGAUGCCAAGAAAGCAGUGAAACAUGCUGACAAUCCUCUGCUGGACGAUGUUAUGUCUGCCCCGCCUCCAGAAACUCAGGAACAAAGAACAGUCAUCAUUGGGGGUUCUGCUUUCGGGUGGAACUUCAUAACAUGCCAUAGCAGAAGAGCUGUCUACUACGGGCGAACAAAAGAAGCUUUUCGGGCACUAAAUCCCAAGUCUAGCUGAAUGUGGAAGUAACAUGUUUAGGAUUAUGUACCAGUUUAUGUCAGAAGCUGUAUUUUGCAGGUUUCUAUCUUGAAUGUAGAGAAAAUUGUUGGAAAUUUGUAUUGAUGUAUUCUAUGUUCAUUCUUUGCAUAUCUGGUGGGCU
Molecule: messenger RNA, 686 nt
Organism: Salvia hispanica
Lineage: Eukaryota; Viridiplantae; Streptophyta; Magnoliopsida; Lamiales; Lamiaceae
Source: RefSeq, a predicted model, not a curated record